AAUGCUUUAUUCUUACUUCUGGCAGCUGCAAGAAUAUCUUUGAUUGUCCAGAAUUUGAGUAUAGCGGUGUGUGCAGCGGCGGUUUACUUUGUUAUAAUUUACAAGUCUGAGAUAGAGACACAAUGGCCGGAUUAUGGACUACAGACUCUGUGUUACGCUGGCAUCAUCCUGAUUGCCGUGAUAGCCCAGUUAGCCAGUACUGGCAACACCAUAGCUGUAGAGAAAGACUGGAUAGCAGAAAUUUGUGGAACAGACAAAGAUCUCCUUGCAACUACAAGCGCCAUACUAAAGAGCAUAGAUCUGAUCACGAAUAUUGUAGCGCCUAUUGCUACCGGCCAGAUCAUGACAUAUGCAUCUACCGAGAUCGGCGCCAUCUUUAUUGGCGGCUGGAACGUCAUUUCCGUUUUCGUGGAGUACUACUUACUGUGGAAGGUCUACACUGUCGUUCCCGCACUCCGGGCAGUGAAAGAUAAAUGUGUCGUGGAUAAAGAUAUAGAGAAUCAGGAAUCUGGGAAAUGUGCCUCUUGUAUGAAAGGUUUGUUGGGAAGUUUCUUGACGUUGAUCCGCGGCUGGAAGACAUUCAUGAAGUACGAGGUGGCUUUUGCUGGUCUUGGGCUAGCGUCCCUGUAUAUGACAGUUCUUGGUUUUGACAACAUUACUGUUGGUUUUGCGUAUACACAAGGGAUAAACGAAUCCAUUAUGGGUGGUUUAAUGGCCGCCGGUGCUUUGGUAGGAAUCUUGGGUACCAUCAUUUAUCCACGCAUGCGCAAAUGCAUAGGACAACAAAGAACGGGUCUUUUUGGACUGACUUCCCAGCUGGCUUUCCUGACGUUAUGCGUUGCUUCCGUUUGGGCUAAGGGGUCACCGUUUGACCUUAAUUAUGCAAGUAAGGCAAGUGAGAGUGAUGACGUAUUGGACACAAAUUCGACGGCAUUUCCGCCUCUUUUCAAUAGCACUUCCAUACCACCUUUGUUCAACAAUACCACUCCUGUACCAUUUAACGACACAUCAUUGUCCGAAAGCGAGACUUGGGAAGAUUACAUAUCAGUCGGCCUACUUAUGACAGGAAUUAUCGGAGCCAGAUGCGGCUUAUGGAUAGCUGAUUUGACAAUCACUCAGCUGUUUCUAGAGGCUUCGUGGGAACAAGAAGUGGAACGUGUUCGUGUUAAAAUUCACUAA
This is a messenger RNA of Ruditapes philippinarum (Manila clam), 1179 nucleotides long. Its product is annotated as solute carrier family 40 member 1-like. Gene Ontology annotation, cellular component: membrane. Gene Ontology annotation, molecular function: iron ion transmembrane transporter activity. The record is from RefSeq and is a predicted model, not a curated record. The transcript is spliced from 5 exons. The annotation marks the transcript as partial. Gene Ontology annotation, biological process: iron ion transmembrane transport. Lineage: Eukaryota; Metazoa; Mollusca; Bivalvia; Venerida; Veneridae.